Molecule: messenger RNA, 624 nt
Organism: Orycteropus afer afer
Lineage: Eukaryota; Metazoa; Chordata; Mammalia; Tubulidentata; Orycteropodidae
Gene: IFT43
Product: intraflagellar transport 43
Exons: 9
Coding region: 1-624 (207 amino acids)
Biological process (GO): intraciliary retrograde transport
Cellular component (GO): intraciliary transport particle A; cilium
Source: RefSeq, a predicted model, not a curated record
AUGGAGGACGUGCUGGACCUGGGCGAGGAGCGACGUCGCGGCUCGGCCACCUCCGGAGCCAAGAUGGGUCGCCGAGCUCAACCAGAGUCAUCUCCGACUGAGAGUCAGCCCAGUGGCAAGAAUUCCUCUUUGACUCCGACUGGAGAGGCUCCACCUCCAAAACCACCCCGCCGCCAGGGAGGCUGGGCGGAUGAUUCCAUGAAGACUUCAAAGUUUGGAAGGAAGAUUUCUGAAGAAAUAGAAGAUCACCGACUUAGACAGCACAGCCUGGGUGGAUCAGAUGAUGGAGGAGAUAUCCCUGUUAUUCCAGAUCUGGAAGAAGUACAGGAAGAAGACUUUGCUUUGCAGGUGGCAGCCCCUCCCAGCGUCCAGGUCAACCGGGUGAUGACUUACCGUGACCUCGACAAUGACCUCAUGAAGUACUCAGCCUUUCAGACCUUGGAUGGAGAGAUUGACCUAAAGCUCCUCACCAAAGUCCUCGCUCCAGAGCAUGAGGUUCGAGAGGAUGAUGUCAGCUGGGACUGGGACCAUCUGUACACAGAGGUGUCCUCAGAGCUCCUCAUGGAGUGGGACCAGCUUCAGAUGGAGAAGGAGGACCCUAUGGGGCAGCCCAGACACCCCUGA